Benincasa hispida (wax gourd) is the source of this 336-nucleotide messenger RNA. NCBI's taxonomy places the organism in Eukaryota, Viridiplantae, Streptophyta, Magnoliopsida, Cucurbitales, Cucurbitaceae. The record is from RefSeq and is a predicted model, not a curated record.
AUGGCCACAAGAACCAGAAGAAAUUUACCCAACUUGAAGCUAACUAAGAAAAUCAAGAAGACGAAGAAACAGCAGCAACAGAACCAGAUUCCGGCCACCGUACAAAACGACAUCGUUCAAUUUACCGACGAGUGUUCUGACACCGACGGCGGCUGCAGUACUCCAAAAGCAGAGAGACACAGAAUCCCAGAGAUUCUGACGUGUCCACCGGCGCCGAAGAAACCAAGAGCUGUUUCUGAUUGCUCAUUCCGACGAUCGCCCAUUGCCUUUUUUGCCCCUCCAGAGUUAGAGCUCUUCUUCUUUGUUUCCUUGCCGGUGCCGGACAUUUCAGUCUGA